Molecule: messenger RNA, 444 nt
Organism: Tripterygium wilfordii
Lineage: Eukaryota; Viridiplantae; Streptophyta; Magnoliopsida; Celastrales; Celastraceae
Exons: 2
Coding region: 57-302 (81 amino acids)
Source: RefSeq, a predicted model, not a curated record
GGAAGUAUACAAGAAAUAGCCCAAUAGAGUGUGUGCGCGCAUCUAAGAAGACGAAGAUGGAGAAAGAGAAAGUAUGCAAGAUAUGCAAGCGAAGCUACAGUCCUUCCUCUAACACCUCUUCAUCUUGCCGCUUCCAUCCUUCCUUCUUCGUCUGUCGCCGUCAUGACGACCAAAAGAGGUACUAUGAAUUGGGUCCAAAUGAUCCGCCAUACGCUGCCAAGUUCUACGACUGCUGCGGGGCAGAAGACCCCGAGACAUCCGGUUGCACUACUGGUUUUCAUGUCUCGUAUGAUGAUGACUGAUGUAACUCUUUCUUCAUCAUUAAAUCUUGUAUGUAAAUGAAAGUUUUUAACAGUUUUUUUACACUUUUGGUGGUAUGACAGUGUCAAAGAAUAACAGGAUUUGAUAAAGAAAGUGAAUGUUCAUCCUAAAGCUCUUGAUCAA